AAAUCAAAACGAGUCGUUGGAGCUGACACACACACACCCCUUUCGGCCCUUAAAAAUACAGUUAAAAAUUCCAUAGAUAAAAAUAAGUAGAGAAAUUUUGUGAAAAAUUCCAUUGCAUCCCCAAAAAGAGAGACACCAAUAGCUACGCCAGAAUGACCUCCACAUUGGUGCUCCUGAUCGCCAGCGUCGUGCACUUCGGGAUGCGCGGCAGUUGUCUGCUGGACAUCGAGCGAUUCCCGGUGAUUCCGGGCACCGUCUACGCCGGUCACAUCGCCUACUGUGCCAUCCUGCACUUCCUCCACGACAUGGAGGUCCUGCCGAUCCGGUAUCGCCGCCGGAUGGGCUGGCUGACCGCCUUCCUGGUCGAACUGGUGCUGGGCGUGGCCGUCAUGGAGGUGCUGGCCCUGUGGCUCUGGUGCAGCGUGGAGCACAUCGUCCACCUGACCCUCCAGUUCGUCCUGCGGCGCUACUUGGGCAUGUCCACCGAUCUCUACCAGCGCUGGGAGUGGGCCAUCAUGGGUGGCCUGAUGACCACCCUGGCGGCCAUGCUCUGGCUGAAUGCCUACGAGGCCACGGAGCCCACUGAGGUGCCGAUUGCGAAGUCGAGGAUUGGCCAGCCCAUCAUCAAGAGGAAGGAGGAGAAGCAGCAGCAGGAGGAGAAGCAGCAGGAGGAGAAGCAGCAGGAUGAGGAGCAGCAGGAGGAGGAUCAGGAGGAUCAGGAAACGGAUCAGCCCACUGAGCAAUCGGAGGAGGAUCCCGAAGAUGUCCACCAGCCCUGCGAGGAGAAGCCCCUGGAGGUCCUGGCCACAACCACCGAUUGCUAGCUAUAAAGCAGCUAGAAGCCCAUCCUCCAAUCUCUGAAAGUCCCAACUCAUCGCUGGACAAAAGGACUCCACAAAGCGGCCUCAAUUAGACGAACGAUCAUGCCGGACCUCGACCAGGAGCUGGGAACUCCAGAGGACCAGAGGAAAGCGAAUGUAUUUAUUCCAGCCAGAUGGACUCGAAAAGCUCUAAAGACCGUGCCCAAAGGAUGCUCGGCAAAGGGGGCGUGGUCGUGGGCUAUUGGCAGGGUGGGGUUGGUGGCAAAAUGAUGGACUGCAGUAAAAUGUCUAUGAAAAUUGA
Molecule: messenger RNA, 1122 nt
Organism: Drosophila subpulchrella
Lineage: Eukaryota; Metazoa; Arthropoda; Insecta; Diptera; Drosophilidae
Exons: 1
Coding region: 153-824 (223 amino acids)
Source: RefSeq, a predicted model, not a curated record